AUGAAUGAUGAUGAAAAAAACAUAUUGAUGAAACAGAAACUGAAGGAGGAAAGGAGUAAGAUACGAGAACCUCUUCUUCCACCCCAAACAAAGAACCCACCUGGCGACAUUGAACUGGCCUCCACGAAAAUCCAGGCCUGGUGGCGGGGCACGCUGGUGCGACGCACACUACUGCACGCGGCCCUCAGAGCUCUGAUCAUUCAGUGCUGGUGGAGGCAGGUGCUGGCAAGCCUGCAGGCGAAGAGGCGGCGCGCGGCGCUGGAGCUCUGCGCACGGCAGCUAUGGGCAGCAGUCAGGCUGCAGUCCUGGGUCCGCAUGUGGCGUGUCCGCCAUCGUUACUGUCGUUUGCUCAAUGCUGUCCGCAUCAUCCAGGUCUACUGGCGCUGGAGAAGUUGCCAUACCCGUGGCUUUUUCCAUGGCAGCUAUGAGCUCACAACAAGCCAGCUGAGCCUUGAGCUUGACAUCUUCCUGGGAUCACAGAUUUGCCGAAUUACAGACUGCAUCCCCUUCCCAAUAAAGAACUGA
Rhinopithecus roxellana (golden snub-nosed monkey) is the source of this 525-nucleotide messenger RNA. Its product is annotated as IQ domain-containing protein F5-like. The record is from RefSeq and is a predicted model, not a curated record. Lineage: Eukaryota; Metazoa; Chordata; Mammalia; Primates; Cercopithecidae. Bases 1 to 525 code for a protein of 174 amino acids. The transcript is spliced from 2 exons. Gene Ontology annotation, molecular function: calmodulin binding.